CUUGGAAGAGUUGGAACACCCGGCGGUAUUCUCCGUCCCGAUUGCCUACUGGAAGGCGGGGCUGGCGACCAUUGGCGGGGUGCUGGUCCCGAGCUUCCCGUUUUUGCAGGCGGUGCUGAAACUCACGAUUCGCAAGGGGGUGCUGUUCCUGCAGUGGGCGGACUUUGUCAAGAGCUCGGUGUACGCCAACGGCGGAGUUUAUGGAAGCGUCAGGUUUGAAAUCGACAAAGUUGAAAUGAUUUGUCAUGCAUCAAAUGGAUAGUACCAGUUGGAAGACCGAUUUCCAAGCCGCGCAUGACAAACUUUCGGAGCACCGGAAUCCAAUUUGUCAUGCUGUUUGGGCACAGGAGACUGCUUUUGUCAUGCUCCUUUGGCAGCUCUAUCCCAAACCCUAAAUAGGGUCACAAUCUGCCUCACUUGCCAUGCCGGCAAGACAGGCACUUCAUGCCUUGCAUUUUUUGCAUGACAAAUCAUUUAAACUUUAGCGAUUUCAAUCCUGACAGAUCCAUAGAGUUUCCAUGCUGCGGAUCGCGGAGCAGAUCAACCCCGGACUGGUGAUAUCCUGUGCAAAAUUAUCGUACUCGUAGUAAUUGCAGUCAUGCAUUACAAAUAUUUUUCCUAAGGCAAAACCGCAUUACAAAUUCCAACUGUAAUGCUAAGGAAAUUUGUAAUGCAAUUCAUACUAGUACGAUACUUCUGCAUUCCAUAGGUGAGCGCGGUCUUUUAUGCUGA
Messenger RNA from Amoebophrya sp. A120, 732 nucleotides. The record is from the annotation of a GenBank genome assembly. Lineage: Eukaryota; Dinophyceae; Syndiniales; Amoebophryaceae.